Olea europaea var. sylvestris is the source of this 1897-nucleotide messenger RNA. Its product is annotated as premnaspirodiene oxygenase-like. The record is from RefSeq and is a predicted model, not a curated record. Lineage: Eukaryota; Viridiplantae; Streptophyta; Magnoliopsida; Lamiales; Oleaceae. Gene Ontology annotation, molecular function: heme binding; iron ion binding; oxidoreductase activity, acting on paired donors, with incorporation or reduction of molecular oxygen. The coding region runs from base 70 to 1590 and encodes 506 amino acids. The transcript has 2 exons.
GCAAGAUUGGCAGCAAAACAAACUACAAUUUCAUUAUUUUUGUUUUUGUCUUCUUCUCUUUGCAAAAAUAUGCUGAUCCCAUUACUCUUCAACUUCAUCACUAUCCUCCUCCUUAUAUCCUUCAUCUUCCUGAUGGUAAAUAAAUGGCAAAAAUCCAAACCCAACCAUCAUAAAAAAUUGCCUCCAGGUCCCUGGAAACUACCAUUAGUUGGUCAUUUGCACCAUAUAUUUGGUUCACAUCCACACCAAGCUUUUGCAAAUUUAUCGAAGAAAUAUGGACCUUUGAUGCACCUAAAAAUCGGUGAAGUUUCUACGAUCGUCGUAUCAUCUCCAUUUAUUGCGAAAGAGGUUUUGAAAAUUCAGGAUCCAGUAUGUGCUGAUAGGCCAGAAACUUUAGCAGUCAAGAUCAUGUGGUAUAACUUUAUUGAUGUUGCAUUCUGCCCUUAUGGCGAGUACUGGAGACAAAUGCGUAAAAUAUGCAUUAUAGAAUUGCUUAGUUCGAAGAAUGUACGCUCAUUUGAGUCGAUCAGGCUAGAUGAGGUCUCGCACCUCGUUGAAUCCAUUCGAUCAUCUUCCCUAGAAGUACCUGUAAAUUUAAGUGACAAAAUUUUCUUUUAUAUAAGUUCUAUAACAUGUAGGGCUGCAUUUGGUAAAGUUUGCAGGGAUCCAGACACAUUGAUAAUGGUUUUGAAGCAGGCAGUAGCCUUAGCAGGAGGGUUUAAUUUUGUUGAUUUGUUUCCCUCUUCAAAAAUGCUUCAUAUUUUCUGUUGGAAUAAAUUUAAAUUGUUGAAAAUGCGUCGUAAACUUGAUUCAAUUCUUGACGACAUCAUUGAUGAACACGAAAAAAACAUUGCGAAUGGCAAUGGAGAUUCCGGUGAUGAAGAUUUUGUUGAUGUUUUUCUGAGAAUGAAGCGGAGCGGGAAACUUGAGUUUCCAAUAACAAAUCAAAACAUCAAGGCUAUCCUUUUUGAUAUGUUUUCUGCUGGUACAGAAACUGCAUCAACAACAGUAGAUUGGGCUAUGGUUGAGCUGAUGAAAAACCCUCUCGUGAUGGCGAAGGCACAAACUGAAAUACGACAAGCUUUAAAGGAUAAGAAAAGGGUCAACGAAAAUGAUAUUCAAACCCUACAAUACCUAAAGUUGGUGAUCAAAGAAACCCUAAGAUUGCAUCCUUCCAUUCCUUUAAUUCCAAGAGCAUGUCGGGAGGAAUUUGAAGUUAAUGGCUAUAUAAUACCUUUCAAAGCCAAAGUUAUGAUCAACAUAUGGGCCAUGGGAAGAAAUCCUGAUAUUUGGCAUCGCCCAGAAAGCUUUGAACCAGAGAGAUUUGAGAACAGUUCUAUUGAUUUCUUGGGAGCUCAUUUUGAGUAUCUUCCAUUUGGAUCAGGAAGAAGGUUUUGUCCAGGUAUGACAUUUGGUUUAGCAACGGUCGAGCUUUUUUUAGCUCAACUUCUCUAUCACUACGACUGGAAACUUCCUCAAGGAAUGAAUUCUAAUGAUUUAGACAUGACUGAGGCCGAAGGACUUGCUGUAUCAAGAAAAGAAAAUCUUUAUUUGAUUGCCAAACCGUAUAAUCCUUCAAUCAUUGAUUGAUUUCCAUUAGAAGGAAAAGUGAGAAAAGUUCGAUUUCGAACGGGAUUUACUAUGCACUUGUGUCAACUCAAUUUGAUCCGACGAUAUUAUCGCAAUCUCGUGAAGUAUUUUAUUAAAUUGUGUAUCAAAUAUGACAAAUUUCGAUAAUCUAGAGUAGGCAUAUGUUUCAUGUCCUUGAAAUCUGUAAUUCAUUAUUGUUUAGAUCACAAGUUCUUCUAUAUUUACCAAGAAACACUGUAUGAGAGGAUUGAGACGUUGAGUCUUGUAACAAAGAUUCAGAUUGCAAAAAAAUUAAAAUUGGGUAAUC